GAAGACGAGGUGCAGAUGGCCGGAUUCCAGUCCGCAUGUUAGACCGGGGUGCAUCUUCAUCUGCAGCUGCAGCUGAGCCGACUGGAUAUCCAGGAGGGCCGUACGAUACGUCUCUUUUGGUGAAGUACGAGCAUCAUGUUGCUCGACAUAUAUGGUUCGGUGAGGAAAGAGGACCAAAGAAAGAGUUGAAGGUUGCCGGACAUGGACUGAAGUUGACUUCUAGGGUUCCAUUGGCUCUUCCACCACAGAUGGAGAGUUGGGUAUCUAGAUCCGGUUUAGCUUCACUGCAGAGAACCAGUCUGAACAAGAUAGACACAAAUCUUGUCUCUGCAUUUGUGGAAAGAUGGCAUCUAGAGACAUCUUCAUUUCACAUGCCGUUUGGUGAAAUGAGCAUUACUUUAGAUGAUGUCGCAUGUCUACUUCACUUGCCCAUUAGGGGUAUCUUUUGGAGUCCUCGGGAUGUGACUGAAGAGCUAGCUGUUGAACUUGCUGUUGACUACCUAGGAGUGUCACAGGGUCAGGCACAGUCACAUGGGUAUAGGGCUAACUGUAGGGGGUACAAGGUAAAAUUUUCGAGAUUUCGAGAUGACGAUGCGAGGAGUGCUGAAGGCGUUUCUUGGUAUAUUACUGAGAUCCGGAGUUCUGGACCUUGGCCUUGA
This is a messenger RNA of Lathyrus oleraceus (garden pea), 659 nucleotides long. RefSeq names its product protein MAIN-LIKE 1. Gene Ontology annotation, biological process: meristem development; meristem maintenance. The transcript has 3 exons. NCBI's taxonomy places the organism in Eukaryota, Viridiplantae, Streptophyta, Magnoliopsida, Fabales, Fabaceae. Bases 36 to 659 code for a protein of 207 amino acids. The record is from RefSeq and is a predicted model, not a curated record.